Molecule: messenger RNA, 1263 nt
Organism: Tremella mesenterica DSM 1558
Lineage: Eukaryota; Fungi; Basidiomycota; Tremellomycetes; Tremellales; Tremellaceae
Exons: 6
Coding region: 1-1263 (420 amino acids)
Source: RefSeq, a predicted model, not a curated record
AUGUGGGAAAUCAAAAUCGGCUACCUCACACCUGGACAUCCCGUAACAUCAAAAUACUCGCACAUGGAAAUCAUGUUCGAGCGCACAAUGAACAACGAUUCACAGAUCACGACUCAUACUUCAGCGACGUGCCCUACACCUAUCGACACCGGGGGUAGUCUCACAACUCAGAGGUUUUCAGGUGUUGACAAUGACUCUGAUCUCGACAUCAGUAGAAAACAUGUUUACUGCGAAGCCGAGGGCGCAUCAGACAUAGGAUGGAGAGUCAGCAUCAUGGGACAGGACAAUUCUAGCUCUAGCAUGGUGAAAUCGAAGGUCCUUGGGUCCUUGACAGGUGGGGAGCUUCCAACAGCCAUCUCCUUAUGCAAGCAGCCAUCACUCUUACCCAGGCUGAACACUGGGGAAAACUGUCAGCACUAUGUCGGAAGAGCCCUUAAAUUAUUAUUUACGAGUAAAAUUGCACUUGAUGAUGUAUGGGUUACCGACGUAGCUCCCUUUUUGGAACGUUGCUUCUUGUCGGCACCCGGACCGAAAGAAAGGGCGACAAGAAUGUGGAACAUCAAGUUAGGGUACAGUCAAGGUGCCGACCCCGACGAGUACGAUAUGUUGCAUUGGGAACUUGUUUUGGAAUACGACAACAGUACCAGUGAUAAUUCUCUCGUCUGCCCUCAUAACGAAGACGAUUUCGACAGUGAUGAUUCCAACGAUGACUAUAAACGUUGCGGAUGUCCUCAGAUCGACUGGAAUCUUUUUUUGGAAAAUGAUCAAGGUGAAGUCGUUCCUCAGAAAUGGUUCCAAUUCAUUCAUUCCACUUAUGAUGAUCAAGCCAACGAAUGGGAGUUCAGUCAUCACUCAUCCAACUCUUUCAGUACCAAAAUGACCCUUUCGAGUGUACUGGGAACCAUAACGGACGCGCAACUCGACCAGGCAAUCAAUGCCUGUGGUGAGGUCGAUUUACCCGAUGAUGAUAAGGAUGAGAACUGUCAAGAUUUUAUUCGGAGAGCCUUAGACGUUUUGAAUGGAAAGUUCGGUUUGGUACCAGAACAACGAGGGGUAGGGAGGGCAAGGGCUGCGAAGGGGGCCGCUGAGGUCAAGACAUGUGUGAAUGUCUUCACCUGUGUUCUUAGUGCUGAAACGAGUGGAGAGGUGACAAAGGGAAACCAUCGGUGGAAAGAAUUGUAUCCGGAAGACAUGGUCUGGAUCAUUGAGCACCUACCUAUAGACAGUGCUUUCAGUACUCCCAAUGAUAUCCAGCUCAAAUGA